Molecule: messenger RNA, 954 nt
Organism: Penicillium canariense
Lineage: Eukaryota; Fungi; Ascomycota; Eurotiomycetes; Eurotiales; Aspergillaceae
Product: alpha/beta hydrolase
Exons: 1
Coding region: 1-954 (317 amino acids)
Source: RefSeq, a predicted model, not a curated record
AUGGCAUCUCUACAUACAUACGAGAACCAAAAGGCUUGGAAGGAGAUCCAAAAAUUCCUUCCACAACGCCUAGCAUUCACCAAAGACCAUUCUCCUGUUGAAGAAUGGUGGGAAAAUCGCGGUCACAAAAUCCAUCUCGACCGGUGGCGAAACCCGACUGCUAAGGUGAGGGUCAUUCUUCACCACGGAGUUGGCACCAACGGGCGCCAGAUGUCGAUGAUCCUUGGGGUACCUCUACACUCAGCAGGAUUUGACCUUGUGGCUAUCGAUAUGCCUGGCUAUGGGUGCACUCAAGUCGCGCCAGGCAAGCCGGUGUCGUAUGAUGACUGGGUCCAAAUUGCGAAUGAUUUCAUCAAUGUCGAGCUCGAAAGCGACCCUCGGCCGAUCGUACUCUACGGCCUCAGCGCCGGGGGUAUGUUAACGUACCACGUGGCCGCGCUGAACAAGAAAGUCAAGGGCAUUGUGGGUAUGACAUUUUUAGACCAACGCAUCCAACAGGUCCGCGAUGAGACAUCAAGGAACCUUUUCAUGAGUAGGGUUGGAAUCCCUCUAGCCACGCUUAGUGAUAUUCCGCUGUUGAGAUCUUUAUCCCUUCCAAUGUCGCUCGCGAGCAAGAUGUCCACCUUGGUCAAUAACUCGGAUGCGUUGAAGAUUUUCCUGGCAGAUCGAUCUUCUGCGGGUUCUUGGGCUUCAAUGCACUUCUUGUCAUCGUACAUGACAUACCGACCAGCCCUUGAACCUGAGGACUUUGAGGUCUGUCCGAUUCUCCUUACACAGCCUGAUCAGGACAAAUGGACACCUCUGCACCUCAGUGAACUGGUUUUGCCGCGUGUCAAAAAGGUGCCAGUCAAGACCGUGGUGCUUGAAAAUGCAGGCCAUUAUCCUCUUGAGGACCGUGGACUUCAACAAAUGGCUGAUGCGAUCAUCGAAUUCCUUCAAGAAAUUGCGCUCUAA